Annulohypoxylon truncatum is the source of this 1717-nucleotide messenger RNA. RefSeq names its product Pre-mRNA splicing Prp18-interacting factor-domain-containing protein. The record is from RefSeq and is a predicted model, not a curated record. NCBI's taxonomy places the organism in Eukaryota, Fungi, Ascomycota, Sordariomycetes, Xylariales, Hypoxylaceae. The coding region runs from base 171 to 1628 and encodes 485 amino acids. The transcript has a single exon. Gene Ontology annotation, cellular component: spliceosomal complex. Gene Ontology annotation, biological process: mRNA splicing, via spliceosome. Gene Ontology annotation, molecular function: pre-mRNA 3'-splice site binding.
CAUCAGAUCCAUCAGUUAACCAAACAUCAUCAUCUACUUUUCCCUAGAUACCGCUACGACGACGACGGAUUCCUAUAGACCACCCCUAAUCUCCUCCCGGGGAUAUCGAUCCCGCUAAAUCCAUCAAACUCCCUCAAGAAUCAAAGCCGCAGCCGCAACUACACACCAUCAUGCCACCACCUCCCCCUCCGCCGCCCUCGCGGCGCGCCGACUCCAAAGCCUCGGCCGCGUCGAAGGAAGAAAACAUCUACAUCCCGUCCUUCAUCAGCAAGCGGCCGUUCUACGCGGGCGAGGAGGGCGACGGCACCGACUACCUCGAGCACCAGCGUCUGCACAAGGCCAAGGACGACCAGUCCAAAUGGUACGACCGGGGCCGCAAGCUCGGGCCGGCGGCGACCAAGUACCGCAAGGGCGCGUGCGAGAACUGCGGCGCGAUGACGCACAAGGCCAAAGACUGCCUCAACCGGCCGCGCGCCAAGGGCGCCAAGUGGACGGGCAAGGACAUCCAGGCGGACGAGGUCGUGCAGGAGGUCGAGCUGGGCUGGGACGCCAAGCGCGACCGGUGGAACGGGUACGAUCCGAAGGAGUACCGCCGCGUCGUCGAGCGGUACGAGCAGCUGGACGACCUACGGAACCAGCUCGCGGGCGGCGUCGGCGGCGGCGACGACUCGAAAGACAAGGACGGCGAGGGCGGCGAGGAAGACGACGGUAAAGACAACGCGGGCGAGAAGUACGCCGAGGAGUCGGACAUGGGACGGCACCAGAGCACGGCGACGCGGCAGCUGCGCAUCCGCGAGGACACCGCCAAGUACCUGCUCAACCUGGACCUCGAGUCCGCCAAGUACGACCCCAAGACGCGGACGAUGGUCGACGCCGGCGCGACCGCCGACAAGGCGGCGGCCCUGUUCGCCGAGGAAGGGUUCCUGCGCGCGUCGGGCGACGCGGCCGAGUUCGAGCGCGCGCAGAAGUACGCGUGGGAGGCGCAGGAGAAGUCGGGCGACACCCGCCAGCACAUGCAGGCGAACCCCACGGCCGGCGAAUACUACCGCAAGAAGGAGCGGGAGGAAGCCGAGCGGAAGAAACUCGAGCGGCAGAGGAUACUAGCGGAAAAGUACGGCGGCUCGACGCACGAGAUGCCCGCGUCGCUACGAGAAGCCGCGGUCACGGAAUCAGAGCAGUUCGUCGAGUACGACGAGUCCGGCCUGAUCAAGGGCGCGCCGAGGGCCAGUGCCAAGUCCAAGUACGCCGAAGACGUGUACAUCAACAACCAUACCUCGGUAUGGGGCAGCUGGUGGUCUAAUUUCAAAUGGGGCUACGCGUGCUGUCAUUCGUUUAUUAAGAAUAGCUACUAUACGGGCGAGGAGGGCAAGCAGGCCUGGGAAGCGGCUGAGAAGCAGAGGUUGGGUGUUAAUUUGAUCGAAGAUGUCCCAGCCCAGGAGGAAGAGAAAGCCGCCGAGGAGAAGGCUGAUGAGGAGGCUGAACCAUCACGACAAGCAGGCAAGAAACGCACGAUAGAGGAGAUGAAGGGUGGUGUUUCGGAAGCCGAGCUCGAUGAGUACCGAAGGAAACGAGCGGCGGCGGAUGAUCCUAUGGCAAAGUUCUUAGGGAAAGAUGAGUUAGUGCGAUAGUAUCGGUCUCAUCGGUGGAUUACUUUAAUACAUUGAAAGAGUCAAAUCAGUAAAUCACAUAUCACGUAGAGCAUAAAUCAUUAAACGGU